This is a messenger RNA of Brienomyrus brachyistius, 5309 nucleotides long. It is a transcript of the gene tcf7l2, whose product is annotated as transcription factor 7 like 2. Gene Ontology annotation, molecular function: DNA-binding transcription factor activity, RNA polymerase II-specific; RNA polymerase II cis-regulatory region sequence-specific DNA binding. The coding region runs from base 1 to 1494 and encodes 497 amino acids. The transcript is spliced from 15 exons. The record is from RefSeq and is a predicted model, not a curated record. Lineage: Eukaryota; Metazoa; Chordata; Actinopteri; Osteoglossiformes; Mormyridae. Gene Ontology annotation, cellular component: catenin-TCF7L2 complex; beta-catenin-TCF complex. Gene Ontology annotation, biological process: canonical Wnt signaling pathway; regulation of transcription by RNA polymerase II.
AUGCCGCAGCUGAACGGCGGUGGAGGGGACGAUCUGGGAGCGACCGACGAGAUGAUCUCCUUCAAAGACGAGGGCGAGCAAGAGGAGAAGAUCUCGGAGAUCUCUUCGGCGGAGAGGGAUCUAGCAGAUGUCAAAUCUUCUCUCGUAAACGAAUCAGAAACGAACCAGAACAGCUCGUCGGAUUCGGAGGCGGAAAGACGGCCUCCGCCUAGGUCGGAAACUUUCAGGGACAAAACACGGGAAAGUUUAGAGGAGGCUGCGAAAAGGCAAGAUGGAGGGCUGUUCAAGAGCCCACCGUACCCGGGCUACCCCUUUAUAAUGAUCCCGGAUCUUACGGGCCCGUACCUGCCGAACGGAUCGCUGUCCCCGACGGCGCGCACAUACCUGCAGAUGAAAUGGCCCUUGCUAGAUGUUCAAGCAGGAAGUCUGCAGAGCAGACAAGCACUUAAAGAUGCCAGGUCUCCAUCUCCUGCACACAUUGUUGCCCCCCUCUGCUUGGAAUUCCCCGGACAGGGAGAUCUGAGCCUUCACCAAUUUCAGUUGUCGAAUAAGGUCCCAGUGGUGCAGCACCCCCACCACGUCCACCCAUUGACGCCCCUGAUCACCUACAGCAAUGAGCACUUCACGCCCGGAAACCCGCCUCCCCACCUACAGACAGACGUGGACCCCAAAACAGGAAUCCCGAGACCCCCACACCCCUCUGACAUUUCUCCAUACUACCCGCUGUCCCCUGGGGCCGUGGGGCAGAUUCCCCAUCCGCUAGGAUGGUUAGUACCACAGCAAGGUCAGCCGGUCUACCCCAUCACCACGGGCGGAUUCAGGCACCCCUACCCCACGGCCCUCACCGUCAACGCCUCCAUGUCCAGGUUCCCGCCCCACAUGGUGCCCCCCCACCACAGCCUGCACACCACGGGCAUUCCACACCCUGCCAUCGUCACACCCAACGUCAAGCAGGAGUCCUCACACAGUGACAUCGGGGGCCUCAACAACUCGAAACAUCAGGACUCCAAAAAGGAGGAGGAGAAGAAGAAGCAGCCUCACAUCAAGAAGCCACUGAAUGCCUUCAUGCUCUACAUGAAGGAGAUGCGGGCCAAGGUGGUGGCUGAGUGUACGCUGAAGGAGAGCGCCGCCAUCAACCAGAUCCUGGGCCGCAGGUGGCAUGCUCUGUCCAGGGAAGAGCAGGCAAAAUACUACGAGCUGGCCCGCAAGGAGAGGCAGCUCCACAUGCAGCUCUACCCAGGCUGGUCGGCGCGGGACAACUAUACUGAUAAACAACAGGGCAAAAAAAAGAAGAGGAAACGGGAAAAGCAGGCAGGGGACGGCAGCGAACACAGAGAAUAUUUUCCAAACCCUUGCCUUUCCCUUCCACCGAUUACAGACCUGAGUGCCCCUAAGAAAUGCCGAGCACGCUUUGGCCUCGAUCAGCAGAGUAACUGGUGCGGGCCCUGCAGAUGCAAAUACCCCAAAGAAGUGUCGUGCCUUGUUCGGGCUUGACCGGCUGAAUUUAUGGUGCAAACCAUGCAGGUAUUCUCACUAACAUAGAGCCUUGGUGAAGUAUGAAGAUGGUGCUCGUGAUGGUGGUGGUGAAGAUGGUGUUGAUGAUGAUGAUGAUGAUGCCCUUCCUCUGCUACCUUCAGAAUGUCCCUGCUUUUCUGACCCUGAUAUCUUGUCUGGCCCCCUCCCUGCCUUCUUACUGAGGGACACCCCCCCAUUUAUUAUAUUCUAGUUAGCUGGGGGUCCGUGUGGCUUUGGAUUCAGUCGUAUUACUGAAUUAGUGGGUAACCUCCAUUUUAACUUCUGUGUUAAGAGAUUUAGCCGUUGGCUUGUUUUCAUGGAAUAAUCAGGGACAAACUGACCAGCAAGUGCCAGGAGCUGGGAUUAGAGGGAGUGGCCAGGUACAUGGUGGAUGGAUGGAUGGAUGUUCAUGGAAGUUUUACUUGCACAAAAAUGCUCUGAGGGCAGAAAGAAAAAUGACUGGUUCAGGGAGAUAACCAAUCAGAUUGCCGAGGAGGUGGGACAAACCAAUUAGAUGUCUUUGUCCCCACCCCUGUAGUUGCUUGGACCCACCUCCUCUACAAUCUGACUGGUUAUAUCUCUGAACCAAUCAUUUCUCCUUCUGCCCUCAGAGCAAUUUUUGUGCAAGUAAAACUCGCAUAAGCUGCAUGGAUGGAUGGAUUGCUCUAAACAGUAAGGUAAUUUUAUGUUGGGUAAUACAACGCCAUAGCUGUAUAUGUUAGUUACACAUUGGUGCAAACAGGAAUGGUUCCUGUCAUAUACAAUAUCUAUGUAAAAGGCAUAAAACCAUGUUGUUGCGUGUGUGCAUGCGUGUGCGUAUGUGCACAUGUGCGGCUUUGCGGUUACUACAUCGUGGGGACCAAACGUCCCCACAAUGUGGUAAGACCUGUUACUUCUUAGCUUGUGGGGACAUUUUUUAGGUGUCCAAAAAUAUGAGCUCAAUUUUAUAAGAAUUUGUGAAUGCAAUUCAAAAACUAAAACAACCAAAAUUUGGUUUGGAUACUUAUGGUUCAAGCUGGGUUAGGGUUAGUGUUAGGGUUAGAGUCAUGCCUAUAAAAUGGAGAGUCCCCACAAUGAUAGGAAUAUAUGAAAUGUGUGUGUCUGUCUGUGUUGCGUGUGUCUAUGUGUGUGUGUGUGCGUGCGUGUGUGUAUUUCUCUGUGUGUCUGUGUCUGUGUGUGUGUAUGUGUGUUUGUGUGUCUGUGUGUGCGUGUGAGAAGUAGCUGAAUGAGUCACAAUGGGGAUGCCAGCAGCUCACUCAGAUGUACUGCAGGCUCGCGGCCCCUGCGGGGCGCCUUUGCUCCCGCCGGCCGCCGUAGCUCCGCGGCUCAGUGUUUGGCUGCAGGGCGGGUCGUCGCCGCUGCUGCUCGCUCUAUUCACUCCUCUGCCUCUCUCUGAUAACCUUACUUAGUCCCAACCUGUUGUUUUUCUGUUCUGACACAAGCAGUCUUUGAAUUGGGAAUGUUUUCAUGGUAGGUAUUUGUUUCUGCUAAGUAAUACCCCCCUGUGUGUCGCCUGCUCCCAUGACCGUGAGUCGCUGCAGUGAGCCUCAUGCAUGCCGCCAUCGUGCUGUGUCCUCAUAGUCUGUCUCCUGUAGAAGCUGUUUUCUUUUUUUUCCUUUUCAACGUGCCACAACUUCUUUUGUUCUGAAGGUUUUCUGUUCUUCUUGCUGAACGCACAAUCCAGUGAGCUAGCCUGCCAGUCAGCUGCAGCCUCUGUGCCGCCUUGUUUGGGUGAAGCACUGUUACAUGAUAGUAAAGACCCAUCGGGUAGAGCAUGAUUACUGGGUUUCUGGAAUUUGAGCAGCGCCCCCUAGGUGCCAUGGUGCCCCAGCUUCCAGUCUACCACUCCCCAGAGGACUGGGAGCAAGGUGUUGGACCUGUGCACGUUAACUGAAGUGCUUCCCGUAGUUCCCAGAAGAGCACGCUGGCUAUUCCGAUGUCUGCAUUUGCAGAAAUCCCCCUGGCUGCACGUCUCUUGGGGCUGCGGGUGGCCGCCCUCUGCUUUACCUGCUCCUUUGACCAGGACGUCGCCCCUCACUCUUACACCAGCCUCUGCAAACAACUGCAGGCAUGUGGGGAAAUUCAGUCCACAUGCAGAUACUUUUCUGCCGGCCGCGUUCAGAAUGCUCUGACGUCUCUAAAGAAAGCUUUUCGGCGGCGAGAGUGGGCCCGACUCGGCGUGGGUCAUUCACUCCGGCUGCUUGUUUAAAAUGCCCCCCCUGGCAGCUGGCUGCCUUCUCGAGGUCAGGUCGCCCCAGAGAGGCGCUGGCCACCGUUUAGUUAGUGCUCUCUAGCGCUCCCUGUGGAGUUUGCCGACCGCUUGCACGAGGUUACCCUGAAAAGAUACCUCUGGCUGUGCUUCCUGCGAGACCACGGGAUCGAUGUGCUGCACGGAAAGAUGCCAGGGAUCGAUACACCUUUUUAAAAAUGGAUAUUACCUUAUUUACUGCGUUUGACAGGCAGUUAUGCUGCUGUCUGUGGAAGCAGCCGGUGCUGGGCUCUUUCUAAGCUCUCUGUUUUAAAGCUGCCCCAACAAGUCCUUUCCCCUGCUUUCCACGCACUCUAUUCUUUAACGAUCCUUCCCCCUUCAUUUUCGUUCUUUAUCUCCACUCCCGCCAUUAUUACGCUGCUGCCUUACUCCCUGUUCCCGGACACUGCAUGAAAUCUCCCACCUGCAUGAUCCCCAUAUAUGCUGUGCUUGUGUGCUUCCCGCCACAUUGCCUCUCUGUGUCUGUGUGUCCUCCCUUCCCUGUGAACCCCGAGAUCACUCUCUCUCUCACUCUCUCUGUCUGUCUUCUCCUCCCUGUGAACCCUCUGAUCACUCGCUCCUUCUCUCUGUCUGUCUUCUCCUCUCUUUCUUUGUCUGAGACCUAAACCCACACACUUGCAGGCAGGCAGGGGUAUGACUUGAGAAACGAUCCUUACCCAAGCUGCAUAUAACCAACCAGCCAAUCACUAUUUGUCCUUAUCCAAACUGCUCAGAACCGGCCAAUCACGGUUCAGUCUUCUCUGAGCUGCGUAUGACCAGCCAAUCACGAUUCGUUCAUAGCAAUCAGUCACUCUCCUUGUGGAUGCAGUUGUAAAAAAAAAAAAGAGGUGGCUGUUAUCAUCCAGUCUGAGUCCUCCUUACUUCCUUGCUGCCCCUGGGGGUGAAUGACCUGGGUGGGAAAUGCUGAGCAGGUCUUGUGAGGGCCUGGUGGGUGGGGCUCUCCUGUUUGAGUGACAGCUGCGGGAGGCCCCCUGUAGGGGGGCUGACUCUGUGCUGUGUGAUGCCCCCUGCAGGUGUGCGCUUGUAGAGCGUCUCUCUUCGGACCAGCUCAGCUGACAGCUGCACUCCUCCCCAGACAGCUGGACACCCCCUUCCCCUUUCUGACAGGCAUCGGGACUCUGUCCUGCUGCCCUUGGCCGCUCCCUCUUCCUCCUCCUCUUCUUCCUCACUCUGCGUGCCGUCCUCUCCUCCCCUCCCCUCCCACUCAUUCUGUCGCUCCCACUCUCCCGCCUGAUUGGCUGUGGCCAGCGGCAGGGUAGGCCCGAGGGUGUCAUUCCUGCCUCGGACACCCGGAAUGUGGAGCUGGGCGCCGCCCCUCCCAGCCAAUCAGACGGCCUUUACGUUGACGGUUUUGUGUCGUUGCCCCUCAGUUUGCUGAUGGCUGAUAUUAUUGCCCCCCCACACUUUCAGGAGGAAAAAGAAGUGCAUUCGCUACAUACAAGGUGAAGGCAGCUGCGCAAGCCCCCCCUCCUCGGACGGAAGCUUACUGGACUCCCCUCCCUCCUCCCCCUCCCUCAUCGCCUCC